AUGACUGAACCAACUAAAGAACCUACCCAAGAAUCACAACCUAUCUUAGGGGAAGAUGGUAAACCUUUGAGUAAGAAAGCCUUAAAGAAAUUAGAAAAGGAACAAGAAAAAGCCCGUAAGAAAGCUGAAAGAGAAGAACAAUUAGCCAAAGAAAAAGCUGAAAGAGAAGCCAAAUUAGCUAAUGAUCCUGCUAAAGCUAACUAUGGAAAAUUACCUUUAAUCAAUAGUUCAUCAAGAAAGGGAGAAACCAGAGUUUUAUUCAAAGACUUAAAAGCUGACCAAGAUGGUGAAGAUGUUAUCUUCAGAGCCAGAUUACAUAAAUCAAGACAACAAGGAGCUACCAUGGUAUUUGUAACUUUAAGACAACAAGAUCAAUUGAUUCAAGGUUUAAUCAAAUCCAAUGCUGAAGAAACUAUCAGUAAACAAAUGGUCAAAUGGAGUGGAUCUAUCAAUUUGGAAUCCAUCGUAGUUGUUUAUGGUAAGAUCAAGAAAGUUGAUGAACUCAUCAAAUCCGCAACUGUUCAAGAUUUAGAAAUCAUGGUAGAAAAGAUUUAUACUAUCGCUGAAACUCCAGAACAAUUACCUUUAUUGAUUGAAGAUGCUUCUAGAAGUGAUAAGGAAGCUGAAGAAGCUGGUUUACCUGUUGUUAAUUUAGAUACCAGAUUAGAUGGUAGAGUUAUUGAUUUGAGAACUCCAACUAAUCAAGCUAUCUUUAAAAUCCAAGCAGGUAUCUGUAAACUUUUCAGAGAAUUCUUAGAUUCUAAAGGAUUUACUGAAAUCCAUACUCCUAAAAUGAUUGCUGCUCCAAGUGAAGGUGGUGGUAAUGUGUUUGAAGUUAGUUAUUUCAAAGGUAAAGCUUAUUUAGCUCAAAGUCCUCAAUUCUAUAAGCAACAAUUGAUUGCAUCAGAUUUUGAAAAAGUUUAUGAAAUAGCUCCUGUUUUCCGUGCUGAAAAUUCAAAUACUCACCGUCACAUGACUGAGUUUACUGGAUUAGAUUUAGAAAUGACUUUUGAAGAACAUUAUCAUGAAGUUUUAGAUCAUUUAGAAGAAUUAUUCAUUUACAUCUUCACUAACUUAAAGACCAGAUAUGGUAAUGAAAUUGCUACUGUUAGAAAACAAUAUCCUGUUGAAGAAUUCUUAUUACCAGAAGAUGGUAAGAUGGUCAGAUUACACUUUAAAGAUGGUAUUGAAAUGUUAAGAGCUGCUGGUAAAGAUGUUGGAGAUUUCGAUGAUUUAUCUACUGAAGAUGAAAAAUUCUUAGGUAAAUUGGUUAGAGAAAAGUACCAUACUGAUUUCUAUAUCUUAGAUAAAUUCCCAUUAGAAAUCAGACCUUUCUACACUAUGCCAGAUGCUGAAAAUCCUAAAUACUCCAAUUCUUACGAUUUCUUCAUGAGAGGUGAAGAAAUUUUAAGUGGAGCUCAACGUAUUCAUGAUCCUGUUUUAUUAGAACAAAGAAUCAAAGAACAUGAAGUUAACCCUAACAUCCCAGGUAUGAGAGAAUAUAUCGAUGCUUUUACCUAUGGAUGUGCCCCACAUGCUGGUGGAGGUAUUGGUUUAGAAAGAGUAUUAAUGUUCUUCUUAGAUUUAAAGAAUAUUAGAAGAGCCAGCUUAUUCCCAAGAGAUCCUAAAAGAUUAACUCCAUAG
This is a messenger RNA of Yamadazyma jaroonii, 1644 nucleotides long. The record is from the annotation of a GenBank genome assembly. NCBI's taxonomy places the organism in Eukaryota, Fungi, Ascomycota, Pichiomycetes, Serinales, Debaryomycetaceae.